AUGACCACUGGCUUUGCGGCGUACACGCCCAAUGGUUCUAGUACUGACAUGCUCGGUGAUGAGUUGUUGCCGCAUGGUAGCAGCGCCAGGAGUGACUUCAAUGCUCUGGAACAAUUGCUGAGUCCUGGGUUCUCGCUUUUGGAUGACCAACCACAGGUGUUUAUUGCAGAGUAUCCGAGCAGCAUGAUUUUGGGGGACGUCUUCGACAAGCACGAUAUGGUCACGCUCAUUGAUUGA
This is a messenger RNA of Penicillium riverlandense, 237 nucleotides long. RefSeq lists its product as uncharacterized. Bases 1 to 237 code for a protein of 78 amino acids. The transcript is spliced from 2 exons. The record is from RefSeq and is a predicted model, not a curated record. NCBI's taxonomy places the organism in Eukaryota, Fungi, Ascomycota, Eurotiomycetes, Eurotiales, Aspergillaceae.